CGAAUAUUUUUUCGGUUGCGACAUAUCCUGAACUGAGUGGUCUGCUUAAAUUAGGAAAAAUUACGAAGUCUUAGCUCGAGAUUGCACGUAUUUACAUUAGUGCAGAGCAGCUGGACGGACAAAAGGAGGACGGAAGUGUUGGAAAAGCGCAACGUGCCGCGCGUUUGUUUGUUUGUUUGAGAGGUCUAGAUUAUUUAGUGAAUGCUCAGGCGCGUGUGAAAGCGGGAUAGUGACAAACGGUUAGAGGUUUUCUCAUGCCUUUGCGUUGACCACGCUUCUCUUCUGGUGACAAUACUGCGGUUGCAUUUGUCUCGGAGAAAUAAUUUGUGUUUAGACAUGGUGAAGCAAACCAAGGCCAAAACUUUCCAAGCCUAUCUGGAUUCCUGUCAUCGGCGCUAUAGCUGUGUCCACUGCCGUGCACACCUGGCUAACCAUGAUGACCUCAUUUCUAAGUCCUUCCAGGGGAGUCAGGGACGUGCAUAUCUCUUCAAUUCUGUGGUUAACGUAGGUUGUGGCCCAGCAGAGGAAAGGUUGUUGCUGACUGGACUUCAUGCUGUGGCUGAUAUUUACUGUGAGAAUUGCCACACCACGCUGGGCUGGAAAUAUGAGCAGGCAUUUGAGUUAAGUCAGAAGUAUAAGGAGGGGAAGUUUAUAAUUGAAUUGUCUCACAUGAUUAAGGAUAAUGGAUGGGACUGAAGCCCUUAGCCUUUGCUUUAAUUUACUGCCACCUGCUUGCAGCUUCUCCGAGAACAGCAUGAGAUAUGCUUCCUUUUAAAUGUCCAUCUAUGUCUACAUUACUAUUGCGAGCGCCUUCCUUCAUGCGGAUAUCCCAAUGCACCAGGUUUUCACAGGGGAUGGGGAGCCUGCCCUGGGGUGUGUGUGUGUGUGUGUGUUAGUCUAUUUGGAAGUUUGAGAAAAAAAACUGCUUGAAUUAUCCACCACUUAAAUCCUGUUUCAAAGAACUCUUUAAUUUUGUUGGGAUUUGGACAUAAACCCUCAAACUCCUGAUUAAGUGCAAUUCACAAGGUAUGGAUCAAAUAUGAUCAAAACGAUAAGGUCCAAUACCUUUUUAUUCAGUUCAUUUUUACUUUACAGAACGAGGUCUUUGUGUACAAAGUCGAACGAGAGCCAAAUUUAGAGUUAAAUUAUUUUACUGUUGUUUGUAAAUGAUGUACUGGGUUUUAUAUGUGAGAACUUUGUUUAAAGAGGAUUAUGUGCAAUAUACGUGUUGGAGAGCAAGAGUUUGCAAAAAAGGAUGAUUAUUCAUGCCUCCAAAUUCUGUCAUUUUGGUUGAAUUCAUCUUUUAAUUUACCAAGCCAUUGACAAAAUCCCAACAAAUGAACAUCUGCUGUGUGUGAGUGUGAGUGUGAACUGCAGGCUGUAGAGAUAGUCCACGGCUAACUUGACAUUGACACUUCAAAUACAGCUUGUAAACGCAUUUAAGAUGUAAUGGGAUAUUCUUUUUUAUAUGUCUGUCUUGUUUUGUUGCAUUUCGUCCAUGAUAAAUGUUGUAAAUAUAAUCUAACAUUGAGCAGCAUGUACAGAGACAUUUAUCUGAUCAUGUUAGAGCAGGCAUAAAAAUGUGUUUGAUUAUGUAGCAAAAUAUUUCUUUGAAUGCUAAACUGUUAAGUGUAUUACAUUAACCUGAAUUCUUUACAUUAAAGUAUAUGGGGUAAAUAAAAACA
Triplophysa rosa is the source of this 1685-nucleotide messenger RNA. RefSeq names its product yippee-like 3 (gene ypel3). NCBI's taxonomy places the organism in Eukaryota, Metazoa, Chordata, Actinopteri, Cypriniformes, Nemacheilidae. The record is from RefSeq and is a predicted model, not a curated record. Bases 337 to 696 code for a protein of 119 amino acids. The transcript has 5 exons.